CGCCGAUUCCUACUCCGUUCUUCCAUGAGAUCAAAUACACUAGUCAAGCUGCAACAGCAUGCCAGUACCUAAAAACCCAUGUUCAGAAUGCAAAAGCAAGCAUCUCAAAUGUGCUGGUGAUGAGGCUGUAUGUACACGAUGUCUCAAGAAAGGACUAGAGUGUGUCCGAUUGGGGCGAAAUCGGCAAUUCAGACAUGGCUCUUCGGCAAAAUACGAUGCCAAGUUCUCAGGAUCUCAGAGCUGGGUGAAUAGUAGUGCCAAAGAGUUCCGUCUACAAACAAGCUCUCGACGCUCAACUCAGAGAAUCGCCUUGGCAGACGAGGCUUCAUCGUCGACAACCACGAGGAGCGGUCCCCAUUUAGAAGAUGGCCAAACUUCGAGUGGGCCUCUUAGCCUUGGACCAGAAGGUUCAUCCUAUUUCCAUCCAGCAACUAGCCAGCCACCUGUCCGUGAGCAGCUACCACAAGGUCCAGCUAUUCCGUCUUUCCAAGUCCAGCCAUCUCAACACCCUUUAGCACUAUCUCAACGUGGUCCAUCUUGGGGCGGCCUGUUACAUGCCCUCGAACCACCGCAUCAAAGAGAUCUGCCAUUAGAAGGCGUUCAAGAAGCAUGCCUCUUACGAUACUUCAUCGAGGAGUUGUCACAUUGGUUCGAUCUAGUUGAUCCGCAGAGGCGAUAUCAACUCGUCGUUCCAGAGCGAGCUCGGCGAUAUCCCCCACUGCUCAAUGCUAUCCUGGCAAUGUCAGCACGGCAUUUAUGCCGCGUCGAAAAGUACAAGACACUCCGAGGAAUUGUAUAUCGCGGCCAACCAUUACCGAAUCUCAGUUCACAUUCGGCAGUUGAGUACAUGCUCAAGUGCAUUCCCGUUCUUAAAGACUUCCAUACCACGGAAGAUGGAGAAACUCGAGAGUUAAUCGUCACAACAGCCGUCAUCCUACGUCACUUUGAAGAGCUUGAUGACGAAGAAGAUGAUGAUCCAGCUCUCGAUACACGGAUAGACGAAGGUGUAAACUUCCUUGCUAUCUUGAACGCUGUUUUACGAAGUCUAACAUCAGAUGAUCUUAUUAACCGUCGAGAGCUACUCAUCGCUUCUUACUGGGUUGCUUUGCGACAAGAAGUAUACUAUGCUCUUCGAAAAGGAUACCCUGCGCAGAUGGUUGAACCACCUGCUGAGUGGUCAGAUAUAUCGCCAGCGAAUAGGAUCGUCUUCCAUACGAGUCAGGUUACUAAGUGGCUGUUUGACGAUAAGUCGGAGAGUGGAUGGCACAAACUCAAAGAGCAGGAGGAAUACCUCGACCAAUAUGUGACCGGCCGUUUUGAACCUAUUCUCUAUCGACCACCAGACCGUGUCUUGGGAGAAGUGUUCCCAACGAUGUGGUAUGCUUCACCGAUCGCCCUCACAGGCAUGCAACACAUGAUGAUAGCAAAGAUGAUUCUCACCGCAGAGUCACCUCUCCUCUCACGAGCCGAGGAUGUCCGCGCCGCAUACCGCAAAGCCGAAGGCGAAGUGCGAAACCUAGUCCUCCAAGUCUGUGGCACCGCGGUCCAACAUCCCGAUACUCAACCUGGUCUAGUAAAUGCCAUUCUAGCUAUUCAAAUGUACGGGAGUUAUUUCACUGAUCCAUGGGAACAAGAAGCACUCAAGAAGACGGUCGAGAUGUUUAAGGGCUGUCAGGCUUGGCCGUUGCCUAAAGCGUUGAAAGAGCGAUAUUGUAAGUCAUAGCGGGUUUGCUCGGAUCAGGUUGAGUCUCAUUGGUUAGAGAAGAAGUCAUGUCGUAUUCGCUGAUAUCCCCCCUGUGCGUUCUGUUGUGUUGAU
Molecule: messenger RNA, 1816 nt
Organism: Fusarium redolens
Lineage: Eukaryota; Fungi; Ascomycota; Sordariomycetes; Hypocreales; Nectriaceae
Exons: 7
Coding region: 59-1723 (554 amino acids)
Biological process (GO): positive regulation of transcription by RNA polymerase II
Cellular component (GO): nucleus
Molecular function (GO): transcription cis-regulatory region binding; DNA-binding transcription factor activity, RNA polymerase II-specific; zinc ion binding
Source: RefSeq, a predicted model, not a curated record